Rhipicephalus sanguineus (brown dog tick) is the source of this 1766-nucleotide messenger RNA. It is a transcript of the gene Lipt1, whose product is annotated as lipoyltransferase 1, mitochondrial. Lineage: Eukaryota; Metazoa; Arthropoda; Arachnida; Ixodida; Ixodidae. Bases 95 to 1270 code for a protein of 391 amino acids. Gene Ontology annotation, biological process: protein lipoylation. The record is from RefSeq and is a predicted model, not a curated record. Gene Ontology annotation, molecular function: lipoyltransferase activity. Gene Ontology annotation, cellular component: cytoplasm; mitochondrion. The transcript is spliced from 3 exons.
GGUCAAACUAAAAUGGCAGCGCCCAUGGGAGAGAUCACGCUCGCCAGUAUCGCCAACUUUCGUUGGUUCACUCGCGAUCUGCUCGGCGUCAAAUAUGAGGACUCCCGUCUCUGUCGUUCGCGUUAUCAGGCGAUCUUCAUCCUCCAAGCCUCCGGCGUUUCUUAGCGGUAGCGAGGACAAGCAAGCCAAAGCUCUCGUGUCCACUUCGCGUUGCAUCUACCGCAACCUCGCGUUGGAGCAGUGGCUCUACGAAAAUGCCACGUUUUCGGCAGGAUCGCCAGGCCUGUUGCUCAUGUGGUGGAACGCGCCUGCGGUCGUAAUCGGGCGUCACCAGAACCCGUGGGUCGAGUGCAGCCUGAGCGCGGCCUCUAGGCUCGGUGUCCCCGUGGCCAGGCGAAACAGCGGUGGCGGUACGGUUUACCACGACGCCGGAAACCUAAACUGCUGCUUCAUGGGACACAAGCGCGACUACAACCGCAGGACGAACCUGCAGUUUAUCGCCGACACGCUCAAGGCCGUCUGGGGCGUGCAGUGCACCAUCAACUGCCGAGACGACGUGCUCGUACAGAACGCCUUCAAGAUAUCUGGUACAGCUGCCAAGAUAGGCCACCUAAAGGCAUACCACCACUGCACAGUGCUCGUGGAUGCUAACACCACCGUGCUUCACCAAGUACUGGGAGGACGCUAUAGUAACAUUGACAGCAAGGCAAGUCCAAGCGUGCGAGCGUCCGUCAUGAACCUCAAAGAGCUUUGCCCUCGUCUGACCGUGGAAUCGCUGUCUGCCUCACUCGCUGCCAGGUUCAUCCGCCAGCACCAAGACGAUGCGACAGACGUAGCAUCGAAUCAAGUCGUCCAUGCUGUCGAUCCCUCAGAAGAACAUUUCCCGGGAAUCGAUGCCAUGUGUGAGAAACUCCAGACGUGGAACUGGGUAUUUGGGAUGACACCAAAGUUCACGAUUUGCGAAAGUUUCUUGCUUCCCGCUUCGCAGGCCAGCUCGCUCGAUCUCGGCGAUGCCUUUGGACUCAACGCGGUGGUUAAGGUAGCGCUGACGAGUUACCACGGACUGUUGGAGGACAUACGCGUAACGCCGAGCCUCCGCGACCGAGAACUGCUGCCUGUGAUAUCCGACGGAAUACGUGGUGUGCGGUUCUUGCAGAGUGACAUUGCCGAAGCGUUCAGGAAAAUUGGAGACAGUAAUCCUGAAAACAGUGCCAUAUUGGAGUUUCUUGGGAAGUGCUGUGCUACUCUGGCUGGAAAUGCCUUGAGAUGACAGCUUGCCAGUGUAGUAUUCCAUUUUUCAAAAAUUGUACUUAACGAAUUAUCCUGGAGAGAAAGAAAGAGAGAGAAAAAAAGGAUUCAUAUUUUAACAGUUCUAUGUCAAACAUAGAGACCUGUGAACUUAAAGGAGUACCGACAUGAUUUUGAGGCAUCACAGAAGGGACAUUUUCAGUUUCCUUGGUACGCAGUGUCAAUGCUCUCCACACACCGGAGCCAGACAACACGUAUAAGUUAUUUUACUUUGAUUUUUAAGUUUUCGUCACUGAGCAUCUGCAAGCCAGCCCCACUGUAAUGGACAUUGUCCCGGCGAGUCAACACGGUUCCACUGAAUUUGCGAACUCUGCGUCCUGAAUGUAACCUAAAUUGCAGAGAUCACUGUCGGUGUCACUGGACAAUUCACUCAUCGUUGUUUGCACCACGAGCAGAUGACAGAGCUGCCGCUAGUACGUCGAGAGUUGCUGUUUCCCUGUGACGUCACCCUGCAAUGG